CCGCUUUUUUAUCGACAAAUUUUGUUCAGCGAUGAGGCUCAUUUCUGGUUGAAUGGCUACGUAAAUAAGCAAAAUUGCCGCAUUUGGAGUGAAGAGCAACCAGAAGCCGUUCAAGAACUGCCCAUGCAUCCCGAAAAAUGCACUGUUUGGUGUGGUUUGUACGCUGGUGGAAUCAUUGGACCGUAUUUUUUCAAAGAUGCUGUUGGACGCAACGUUACAGUGAAUGGCGAUCGCUAUCGUUCGAUGCUAACAAACUUUUUGUUGCCAAAAAUGGAAGAACUGAACUUGGUUGACAUGUGGUUUCAACAAGAUGGCGCUACAUGCCACACAGCUCGCGAUUCUAUGGCCAUUUUGAGGGAAAACUUCGGAGAACAAUUCAUCUCAAGAAAUGGACCGCUUUGGAAGACAACAUUUCCGAAGAAAUUCGGGCUAUUCCGGCCGAAAUGCUCGAAAAAGUUGCCCAAAAUUGGACUUUCCGAAUGGACCACCUAAGACGCAGCCGCGGUCAACAUUUAAAUGAAAUUAUCUUCAAAAAGUAAAUGUCAUGUACCAAUCUAACGUUUAAAAUAAAGAACCGAUGAGAUUUUGCAAAUUUUAUGCGUUUUAUUGUUUAAAAAAGUUCUCAAGCUCUUAAAAAAUCACCCUUUAGAAAGGUUGUGCAAUCACUGUAAAAACCGACUUUUGAACCGAGGCCCGAAAGGCCGAGUGUCAUAUACCGUUCAACUCAAUUGGUUAAUUACGCAAAAUGUCUGUAUGUGUGUGCAUGUUACAUUUUCGUGCACCCAAUUUUCUCAGAGACUGCUGCAAACUUUGAUUCAAAUGAAAGGUUUUAAAGUCUCAUACAAUGCUCUUGCAUUUUUUUUCGAAUCCCUCUUCCGGUUCCGGAGUUACAUCACUAUGUGAAGAAAAUGAAAAUAUUUACACUUACUUUUCUCGAAGAAGGGUCAGGGUCAUUUCCCCGAAAGCUGUUUCGUCGAAUGCCAUUUCGCCGAAUUGUACACCUGUCACAAUAUUGUUAUUAGAAUUGAUUUAAAGUAAAGAUAAACGAAAGAUGAUAGCGCUUACGCUUGUUUUGUUGACCUACAAUUGUACUACUGAAAUAUCUCAUAUUUAAAAAAAAGGGAUAAAUUCUUUUCCCCGUGUUUCAUACUCUAGGAAUCCUACCCUAUCAAUUAAAUUGUUUAGAUUGUUUCAUGAUGCUCAGAAUGGAAUUUCCAAGAAAACAUGUCGACUUUAUUAGCUACUAAACAUUCACCACAUCAUUUUUAUCGCCGCUUCGGACGACGGGUCGGCGGCUAAUUCAGCUGGCGUCGUCUUAGUUGCGGUUAUGUGGCUGCGCCCAUGAAUUCUCUUGGAGAGAUAAAACAAAUAAAUGUUUUGGAUAAAUAGCCAGAAUUCGUUGUUUUUUUUUAUAAAUAAUCAAUGUUUCCUUUUCUGCUAAUUUUGCUUUUCGGCGAAACGACUUUCGGCGAAUUAAUCCAUUCGACGAAACGACUAUCGGCGAAAUAGCUUUCGGCGGAAUGACCCACUUUCCUCGGAGAUGGCUGAACCGACGUUAACAAACUUAGAUUCAAAUGGAAGGUCUUGUAGUCCCAUACAAAACUCCUGCAUUUUAUUUGAAUACGACUUCCAAUCCCGAAAUUGCAGGGUGAUUAGCAAAAAAAAAUACAAUUUCAAAAUACUAAGUCACUUUCCUCAGAGAUGGUUCAAAUGAGCGGUCUUAUGGUCUCAUACAAAACUUCUUAGUUUCAUCCGGAUCCGAUUUCUGGUUCCGGAGUUACAGGGAAUUACAGAAUGAUAAAAGUUCAAUACCGUCGUUCAGAGCGGUCAAGUAAAAUACAUAAAGUAUCAAAAACUAUUUCAGCCGGUAGUCAAUAGAAAGCUAAAGGAACCGAUUCCGGCUAUCCUGGUUCCCGCUUUCCGAUCCCAGAAACACCGGAAAUAAUGUUCAUAUACCUACUCCAAAUAUGAACUCUCUCACUUUUUUCGAAAAUGGCUUGACUGAUUUUCAAAAAUGUGGAUCCAAGUGGAAGGUCUUAUGAUCCCAUGAAAAAUUCCUGAAUUCCAUCCAGGUCCGGCGGCGGCGAAGCAAAAAUUAAAAAAAAAAUCCAAACAAAUCUCAACAUUAUUCCUAUCGAUGGUCAGUUUGAGCAGAAGGCCAAAUAAAGUGGGUCCGACUAUUUUGGUUUCCGAUUCCAGAAGCACUGGAAAUAGUGGAACUGUGUUAUUUUGCUAGUUGAUGCAGAAACAAACUUUUUUGUUUUCUCACAAGAAACAAAGGAAAUUAUUUGAAGAAUACCAUAUCGUUAUAUGUGAGAAUAUGAGAGUCAUGAGAAAGGAAUCAUCACACCACUAGGAGGAUUAAAUUAAGGUUUUCCCAUCUUUGUCAAACUAUUGAAUAUUCUUCAACAGGCCGAAUUAGCAGACAAUUUAGUGAGAUCAUGUCGUUUGAAACGAAAGUAACAUACUUGGCGGUAUACCAUUCCAGCUUUGAUUUCGCGCAAUGGCAAGAUGCAAGAUCUAGCCAGAAGAUAGUAGGUUCCUUGUGGCUUAGAAUCAUGGGUCGACUUUUUGUAAACUGUCCUUGAUGUACCACAACUACAAAUAGCUUGCCAAACCGCAGCUUUCUAUCAAAUUUUUCACCUUGAAACAAUAUCUCGGACUGGUUCAAUACUUACCCUUUUCGCACCGUAUGAUUUCGAAGUCCUGGUUCGAAUUCCAGGUAGAUUUCGAUACAAUAUUAUACAAUUAUACAAUUCCUGAUCGCCUGAUCGAAGCUUCUUGUUUCGUAGUGCAUCUCGGCUGCUAGUGAUUCUUGUUGGUCCGAAGAUGCAAACGCUAUAGAGCACAAAAAACGUUUCACUUCGAAGUGGAAAUUUUUUUGACACAUUUCGAAUUUAAUCGUUAAUAAUCGAAAUAAUCUCCUUCGUUUGGUACAUCGAUAAAGAUAUUGCACUUCGGCGGAAAAUCAAAAAGUGGUUUUCAGAAAACAGAAAUUUCACGUCUGAUUAGCGGUAUGUUGAACUGCUAGGUGGCAUAACAGUUCAACACAAACUGUUAUGCACUGAUGAGGCAAAGCCGAAUCGUUAACAAAAUUAAACAUGGCUAUGUGCCCUGAGAGCAUAAAAUACGGCUAGCUCAUGAGAUAUGUGUUCCAUGAUUUAACAUUGGUGAUUUUAUUGGGAGAAACGAGGAACGUGGAAAAUAUUUGAACCCACCGAAUUGCAGACACUCUUGGUCGAAGAUGACAACACAAACAACCAGAAAAAUGGCUGAGACAUUAUAUCUAUCACAACCUGCCUCCUCCGACUGCUUGAGUGCCAUGAGAGAAUAUCAUAAGAUAGGAAAAUUGGUACCAAAGACCAAAGGGUGUUUGGAAAAUCAUGAUCAGAAAAGUUAAUUUCAUUAUUACUCGUGAAAAAAUCAGUUCAGAAGAUUUUCUAAAAAAAAUCAGUGACUGAAAAAAUCACUUCCGAAAUUUCCAUCAUGAAACAAGUAUCCACCAAAACCUGAACCUUGUAGUUUUCAAGUGAUUUUUUUGUGUCAGCGAACCCACAGAAAUGUCGCCAAAGAAAUAAUCGAAAAUGAGAGGAGUCUCCGAUGAUAUUUCGAUGAAGAAUUUUCACUACGCUUCGGUUCGAUAUCGAAGUGAUUUGUGCAAGAUUUAAUUAUUAUAUUUUCAUCAAUAAAAAUAUUUCUACUGAAUACAUUCGCAACUGAAAAAUAAUGACUGCUAUAUUUCCGAUGCAUGGGGAGUGCAAUAUUUUCUGCCACAUUCCAAAUAGUAAUUAUAGUGACGAAAGGUUAUUUUAAUUCCAGCUGGUUGUUUAUGCUUAACAAUUUAGAUUUAACCCAAUAAAACGCUAUUUACCAUGAAUUUGGUUUAUAGAAGUAACAGGAGCGCAUCCUUGUAAGCAUGUCUCGAAUGCACAGUAGACGCGCUCCUGUUACUUCAGUAUAGGGUUUUCAAGCUAAAUUGUCUAAUAUUUUUUAAUCAGAUGCGUAGCAGCUUUGUGAUUGUUUGUAUCAUCAUUAAAACUAUUAUUAAUUACUGCACUUGCUGCUUCUAUUGAUGAUAUUACUUCACCAUGACUGUAUUGCCGGAUAAAUUUCGAAUACAUCACCACUAUUGAUCCAUUUAUCAAUCACCCCACGCGCAUUGAACACUUUCAGAAAGGUUCAGUUUUUGUGCAUCGGCGAAUUUAUUCAUCAUGUAUUCUGCAAAGAGGCUAUAAAAAAUCAUGUCCCAAAAAUCUCCUGUUCGAGGAUCAAAUCCGAUAUAUUGCACGUGCGAACUUUUUCUUAAAUAUCACCGAGCAGAAUAUUCGCUACUGAACGUUCCACAACUGAUUUUUUGCCAAAUGGAAUCAGUUUCAGUGAGAAUCGCAUUUGCUAAAAAUCAAUGCUGAACUUUUCUGCAGUGAGUUGUCUGAUCGAUGAUAUUUUUUGUCUGAAAAUCUCUUCUGAAAAAUCUCAUUCGCGAUUUUCGAAAUUUCGAAUUUUUCCCAACACUAUCAAAGACAAGAAGAAAACUGUCAAACCAUUUGUGAAAUGCUACUGAAGUGCUACAGAAAGGUAUUAUGUUUGCAUCGGAAUGUGGCCGACAAUCAAAAGUGGAUCUGUUUUAGGAAUUCUUAUCGCAAAAAAAUAUGGGUUAGUACAGAUACAGGCAUCAGAAUUGAUUGCAAAACCAAGAAGUAAAUAUUCUACGUCUGGUGGGAUCAGCAUGGUGUUAUCUUUUAUGGGCUGCUGAAACCGAAUGAAACAUUUAAUACGCUACAAACAACAAACGAUCGAUUUGAAGUGAUGGAUUUAGUUAAAAUGACCAGAAUAUGGGUCCAGAUAGAGGAAAGUGAUACUUCUUCAUGACAAUUCUCUGUCUCAUACUUCGCAACCGGUCCGGUAGCAGGUAAAGGAGUUCGGAUGCGAAGUACUAUCGCAUACGCCUUACUCGCCCGACCUAGCCCCUUUAGACUAUCUCCUAAAAAAAUGGGUCGAUUCCUUUUUCGAAUCAAAAGGUAAUCUAGAAAGAAGGGAAAAUGUGUACCUAUAAGGAUAACCAAUCCUUUCAAAUAAACGUUUGGUUUUUUGUUUUUCAUCAUUCAUUUGAAUGCAUUUCUUGACCAGGCUUAGCAAUCACUAUUUUAAGAAGAGUAAAUACACUUUGUGAAUGAAAUCUUGAUUAGAUUAAGCAAUCAUUACUGUCACAAGAUAUGUAAUGAGUAGGGUAACAGAGGUAUUUUGGCCCACUUUAGGAUUGAUGUUUUUAUAUCUUUAAAAAACUCUUCCGCAAUAGGUAAUUUAAUGUGAUUAGCUUCAAAUUGAUGCAACAUGGGUCGAUUAAAUCCAUACAGUUUGUUAGGUGGGCCAAAAUAUAUGAAGUGGCCAAAAUACCUCUGUUACCGUAGUAGUACGCUACUAGUCCUCUGUAAUCUACAGUUAUUAUUUCGCGGCUAAUUCUAGUUUUCAGUGCGAAUCAUCUUAUCAGUUUGUUUCUUACCAUGUUCAUUACGUUUCAUAAUCAAAUGCGUACCGUACCAGGAGUUAAAUAAAUGCAUCAGUUCUGAUUCAAGAUUCAGUCGACAAUGUUGGCAUUACUUAUACUGCUUGGGGUGCUGGUGUUUCGUGCUAUCACAGAACAAGUGCUUUCAGAAGAUUGCGAGCUUUCAAAACGUUUAUCAAAUGAUGCAAUUCCGACACAUUAUAAUAUUCAAAUUCGAAUAGAAAAUCUCUCCGGAAAAGAUAGUUACGAAGGAUUAGUGGAAAUCUAUAUUGAAAUCCUAAACGCCACCAACGAAAUUGUUCUUCAUUCUACCAAUCAUAGCAUCCGAAAAAUUCGGUUGUUUCAUCAAAAUAGUGAUACGAAUUUCACGGAGCUCGAUCAGCCGACAAAAAAGUUGGAAGACCUGUAUGACCUUUUAAUUCUGACUUCUAAUCAACCGCUCGGAAGCGGUAACUAUUUGCUGCAUAUCAGUUUCGAAGGAACAGUGACUGAUGUACCCGAAGGAAUAUUUACUCGAUUUUAUACUGACCGAGAAGGUCGACGAAGAUCCUACACAGCGGUACAUUGCGAACCAAUGAACGCACGGAAGAUUUUCCCUUGUUUCGAUGAGCCGGGCUUCAAAGCGUCCUUCAAUGUAUCCAUUAUUCAUCAUCAAAAUUACAGUGCUGCGACGAACAUGCCUUUGAUAUCUGCAUUACCCUACGAUCAGCAUUACGUCAAGUCUUCCUUUCAACAAACACCAAGAAUGUCAACCUACCUACUGUCAUUUGUCGUAUCGGAUUUCAUUCGGGAAACGUUCGGUGAACAAUCGAUACUGGCAUCCGUUGAUGUUCUCAAUGGCACUGAAUUUGCAAAACGUAUUGCCAACGACAUAAUGAUCGCGUUGGACACACACUUCCGACUGCCGUACAAAAAGUACAUGCCGCAAAUAACACAUCUGAUCAUUCCGAACCUCACAUCCCAUUGGUAUGCGUCGGAGAAUUGGGGCCUGAUAUCCUAUCGGGAGGAUUGUAUUUUGUUUGAUUCAACACGACAAGACUUGAAGCAACGUACAGUAAUUCUAGAGUGUAUCGCUCACGAAUUGGCACAUCAAUGGUUCGGUAACCUGGUAACUCCGGUGUGGUGGGAUCACCUAUGGAUCAAGGAAGGAUUGGCUACCCUAUACGGAUUCUAUGCUCUACAUCUGGCAUAUCCCACCGAGGGAUUCAUGGAUUUGGUCACUGCGAAAGUGCUUCAGGUGGGUUUGAGGGAUUCCAGCGACAGGAAACCGAUUGCACGGAGCUGUGCUUCAAAGGAAGCCUCAGAGAAACCGGAUGUGAUAUCCGUUUAUCACAAAUCGGCCAGUGUGUUCAACAUGUUUCGUGUGAUCAUGGGCGAUGAUCGAUGGCGUCAGUUUAUGAUCAAUUUUCUACGCAACCGAGCAUUGGAGUCGAUUACACCCGAAGAUUUGUACGCAGAGAUAGAGCUAGUUGCCGGUGGAGAAAAUUUGUUUCCUGCAGGAAUGACCGUUAAAGAAGUGUUCGAUUCGUGGAUAUCCAACGCUGGAACUCCGGUGAUCACAGUUCAUCGCUUAUAUAACAACAGAAAAAUGAUAAUUUCCCAGACUCGAAUGCAAUCUUGCCCUGAAAACAGUUCAAAUUGGAUCAUUCCGUAUAGUUAUGUCUGCACAAACUCUACAUCUCACGACGACACUGUCCAGUGGUUAACGACGCUGGCUGAAUUAGUUAAUGUAGAUGCUUCUGAAAAGGAAUGGAUUGUACUGAAUAAGCAACAAUUCGGCACUUAUCGAGUAAAUUAUGAUGAGCAAAACUGGCGGUUGAUUAUUGAGGCACUUCGGAGGAACGUUUCCUGCAUUCCUCGUCUCAAUCGAGUACAGCUUCUGGACGAUGCGUUCAAUCUAUUUGAAGAUGAUAAACUAGAUGCUGCAGUUCUUCUAGAACUGACAACGUUUCUUCGACAUGAGCUGGAUCCUCUGGUUUGGAGUACAGCGCAACAAAUUCUCGAUUAUUUAUAUGCCGAAUUUGUAGGAACGACAUAUAUCGGUCAUCUAAAGGCAUUCUUCCGAUAUCUGGUAGAACCUAUCUAUCAAAGAUUGUCUACAAAACCGGACAUUCUGACAUUGAACUUGUCAGCCAAAAAGUGGAUAGUCAAAAUAUCAUGCUCCUACGGUAACGAAGAAUGCCAUGAUCGGGCUCGUAUGGCCUUCAAACGGGUUGUCCAAACGAACACCCCGGUUAGUCGGAGCGAUUACACGUUUGUUUAUUGUUUCGGGCAGCAAAAUUCCACUGACUUCGAGUUCGAUUGGCUGCUGAGACAAUUGCUGUCUAUCAAAGAUCACCAGGAUCGACAUACCCUACUAACCGUAACGGCCUGUACCAACCGUGUCGAUCGGCUCUGGAGGCUAAUAGAUACUGUGCAAGUCGAAAGCAUGGAUGACGAAGAACAAUGGCGAGACUCAUUCGAUAGUAUUGUUACGGGAAUUGAAUUUGGAUUGAUCAACGGUCAAUUCGCGGUCCUGGUUGAGCUACUGAGUAGUGGAACAAUGUUGUUGAACCAGUUAGGAGUAAAAUUGGUAAAAAUGUUGGUUUCGUCUGUCACACACUUAGCAGUAACCGAAAUCGAACGAAACGCUCUGGUACAAUCACUGGGUAGUAUGGAUAGGAAGCAUACAAACUUUACGGAAGACGUUGUCAGAUCACUUUUUUUGAAGAAUGAUAACGAUAAGAAAACAACAAAGUUCUUAUCGAUGGUUGCUUUUCUAGAGAGCUUUAUCAGCGAAUUAUAAUUAGAUGAAAAGUAGUCAUUUCUAAAUAGUCGGAUUAGCUAUAAGUUACUUAGAAUCUACUUCAUUUUGAUGAAUAGUAAUCACGAAUUUCAAAUGGGUAUCAGUUCUACAUAUAUAAAUCAAAAUGGAUUAAUAUUAAAAGUGAUCAUUAGUAUAAAUAAAUUAAAAAUGAGUAUCAAUGCUUGACAAAGUUCAUUUCGUACUUCGUAACUUCGACUUUUUUUUUAUUGAAAGCCGAAUUAUCACCGAAUCUCAAAGAUAAAUAGAAAAUUGAAUAAUUUGAUUGAACGCAGAAGUGUUCACAAAAACAAGUUAAACACAGUUUGCUGACUUUCCACCCUAAGCUUCCAGGUGAGUUUCAAAGCUAUAAAGACUAAUCUCAUAAACUCUCAUUUCCGGAACCGAAUAACCGAUCCAAAAAACGCUCCAUUCCUCAUUAUAAUAUGAUUUCUUUAAGGCAAGGUUCCUCAAAAAAUCAAAUUUUUAGUAAAAAUUAUAUAUUAUACUCUUAGAAAUGAUAUAGAAUUAGUCCCGAGGGUACACGAGACCGAGAAGUUGGUAUUAAAAAGGGGGGACGUUGCACGCCCAGGCACGAUUAGUCGCGAAUAAAAACUUUGCUCGGCUUUUUCUCGAAACCACGUUUUUUCAGCUAGGUGUCACUCGUUUUCCAAAACUAUUGCACGUAUUAAGAUGAACCAAGCGGAAUUUUACUCUCGAAAAUUGAAAAAUGCCCGUUAUUUCGUGUUCGUCAAUUUUUCAUUCUAGUUUCGAACAUAGCCAAUUCGAUACAGAAUAUGAAACUGUUUUGCUUUUUGCUCUCCGAUGAUUGGUUACCAUAGGUCGUGAGACUAACGAUUUUAUUCAUGCAAUACAAUCAUUCCAACGCAUAUCUAACUUUCCGAUGCCGUGCUUGUAGAUGAAUUUGUCUUUUGCAUCAAAACAGGCUUAAUAUUCAGCAAUUGCUUCUUCAUUUGAGUUUAAUUUCUUAUUUCUUUCUUCAUUUAUUUUCAUCAAGAAGCAAUGUUGAAUUAACACACGAAAUUGUUUUCAAUUCGUUGUUUUGGAAAUGACAAAAGUAACUAACAGAUCUAAAUGUCAUGCAAUUUCACUCAUGGUCUUUUGAAAGUUGAGACUUCAUAAUCGUCAUAUGGAUUACACAAUGAUAGCGCUAUCUGUAAUCGAUGAUUCCUUAAGUUUGAAAAGUCUAUAGAUGGUUCGUUAACAGUGAUUUUAUUAAAACUUCAAAGUUACAGCAUUAGACGGUGUUACAUUUUCCUCAGUUCGAACGAAAUCUUGAGCCUUUCUCUUGAUGAAACUCAUCCACGCCUGCACAGCGGAGUCAGUGCAUUUUUUCGUUUUGCCCACAUUUGGUGGAUGCCUGUGACUGUCACGCCGCAUUGUCGAAGACGCUGUUAUAAAAUUGUGCAAUAUUUUUCGAUUAGUCGAAAGUCCGGGCUCUUCGGUGGAUUUAGCUUGGGGACAAAAUCGAUCUUGUUUGGCAGUAUACCUCUCCAAAACUACCUUAAAGUGGUAGCAGCUGGCCAAAUCAAGCCAAAAGAAGAAUUUGUCCUUAUGCUUGCGGAUGAACUGCAACCAGAAAAAAGCGAUAGUAACUUGAAUAGCAAACAUUAUUUUAUUAUUGAA
This is a messenger RNA of Malaya genurostris, 9932 nucleotides long. Its product is annotated as aminopeptidase N-like. Bases 5586 to 8288 code for a protein of 900 amino acids. The record is from RefSeq and is a predicted model, not a curated record. Gene Ontology annotation, molecular function: metalloaminopeptidase activity; zinc ion binding; peptide binding. Gene Ontology annotation, biological process: proteolysis; peptide catabolic process. Gene Ontology annotation, cellular component: cytoplasm. Lineage: Eukaryota; Metazoa; Arthropoda; Insecta; Diptera; Culicidae. The transcript has 3 exons.